Molecule: messenger RNA, 1316 nt
Organism: Suncus etruscus (white-toothed pygmy shrew)
Lineage: Eukaryota; Metazoa; Chordata; Mammalia; Eulipotyphla; Soricidae
Gene: ELMOD2
Product: ELMO domain containing 2
Exons: 9
Coding region: 117-998 (293 amino acids)
Cellular component (GO): membrane
Molecular function (GO): GTPase activator activity
Source: RefSeq, a predicted model, not a curated record
GAGCGCCCGGGAGCCGCGUCGUUUCCGUUGCCGGCAGUUUGCAGUUGGGGAAACCGAGGCAGCUCCGGCUGUGUGUUCCCUUCCCCUAGUGCUUCCGCUCCCGUGAGGAAAAAAAAAUGUUUAUUUCUUUGUGGGAGUUCUUCUAUGGGCACUUUUUCCGAUAUUGGAUGAAAUGGCUCCUCCGGCAGAUGACGGGGAAAUGUGAAUUGCAGCGAAUUUUUGAUGCCUAUGUAGGCGCCCAGAGGACAAAGAGGAUAGAACAUUCCUUGUCCCACUCCAAGAAUAAGGUCUUACGGGCCGCCACGGUGGUAGAGGAGAGUGAGGUGGACAAGUGUGUGGAUGACAUUAUGAGAGAGAAGAGCAUCAGCGCUGAGAAGGACUCUAGCUUUCGGGGGUGCAUGAAGGCCUGCCUGCUGCAGAUCUCUGGCUACCGGCAGCUCUACCAGGAUGUGGAGAAUGUGAGGAAGAAGCCGUACGAUGCAGACAACCUGCAGCAUGAGAAGCUGCUCCUCCAGCUAUGGAAGCUGCUGAUGCCCACCCAAAAGUUGCAGAGCCGGAUCUCCAAGCAGUGGGCAGACAUCGGGUUCCAGGGUGACGACCCUAAGACAGACUUCAGAGGCAUGGGGAUCCUGGGAUUGCUCAAUCUGGUGUAUUUCAGUGAAAAUUACACCAAAGAAGCUCAUCAGAUUCUUUCCCGUUCAAAUCAUCCACAGUUUGGGUAUUCUUAUGCAAUAGUUGGGAUCAAUCUCACGGAGAUGGCCUAUGGCCUGCUCAAGAGUGACGCGCUCAAGUCCCACCUCUACAACUUUGUCCCUGGCGUGCCAACCUUGGAGCACUUCCACCAGUUCUACUGUUAUCUUGUCUAUGAAUUUGACAAGUUUUGGUUUGAAGAGAAACCAGAAAGCAUCAUGUUGUUCAACGUGUACCGAGAGAAAUUUCACGAAAAGAUUAAAGGACUCUUGCAGGAUUAUAAUGUAUCCCUUACUUUAAAAACAUGAAGCCUCUGUAGUUGCUUCUCCUUUGCCCCCAUUUUGCACAUGAAGCAGCAUUUAUAUGUUGUACUAGAAAUUAUCUGAUCACUACACUCCUUAUAAUAGAAUUAAUUUCCUACAGAGAUAUUUCAGAAAAUAUUUAAGAAAGCUAACGGACAAUCAGUGUAUGUUUACAAUGGUCUGUACACUGUUCCUGAGCCUUCCAAAGACCCUCGGUGGAGUCAGAUGCACUCCCCCAGUUUGAAACUUGGUACUUAAACCCAUUUAAUGUAAGAGUGAAAAUUAGGUAUUUGUAUUAAAUUGGUUGAUGACACCGUGUCGAAA